CCAUGCCUUUUUCGCAUACCAGAGUGUGCAGAGGUACCGUGUGCAGAGCUAGAGAGCUGUCGAUCGUUCGCUAACGAAUUGGUUUAUUUCGAAAAUGUGACAUUUUGAAGCGAAAGUUUUGAUCAACCGUUUCCAAUCGUUGAAACGUUCGUACUGAAGCAGGAUGUUGAUAAGACCCAACUGGCGGUUUAUCCAGUCAUGGAUGGCAACUCACCAGCAGCAUUCCAAGAUAUAUUUACAGUGCCUGAGUCAUCGCAGCCAGCAGAUGCCCAGAAUUCAAAAUAUCCUAACGAACCCACAAACCCGAACACCAGUCACACAGCAAACCAGAAAACUCAACACUGCAUUAUAUUCAAGCAGACUGGUCACACAACCAGGGAGAUCCAAGCUAGACAGGCCUAGCUGUGGUCCUAUCCAGACAUAUCAAUUGAAGACUCUGUGUCAACAAGGAGGCCAAGUUCCAUCUGCUGUGGGAUUCAGAACAUCUUCCCGUCAUCAGGCCCUCCCUCCAUUGCUUGUCUUAUUAUUUGUAAAACCCAUUGCAAAGGUGACAGCUAUUUUUAGUGGACGUGCCUUCAGGAACUGGUGGAGAGCUCUUCCUCACAACAAGCGCCAGUAUUUCUAUGCCGCCCUCCGCAAACACAAGUACAAGAUCCUAGGAGUGUCACUAGGACUGACGGGCAUCGGCUCGGCUUACUACUACAGCCACUUACAAAUGACACCGGUUACUAACAGGAAACGCUUCAUUGCCUUCACAGAUAGCCAGUUUAAGAAGAUCGCGGCCACUGAGUAUGAAAAUAUGAAGUCACUUCAUGCAGAGAAGUGUGUCCACAGUUCACAUCCACUGUACCUGACGAUAGCCAGGCUGGUCCUGCGAAUCACUCAAGCUAAUAACGACAUCCCUGAAAUACGCAAUCGUAACUGGACCAUACACAUCAUAGACAAGGAUAUCAAGAACGCAUUUGUGUUACCGAACGGUGAAAUAUUUGUCUUUGCUGGUAUUCUGACAGCAGUAACCAAUGAAGAUCAACUAGGAACCAUACUGGCACAUGAGAUAGCUCAUGUCGUGCUCAAUCACGCGGCAGAGCAGGUAAGCCUGUUCCAGUUUGUAGAUGUGCUUCUCAUCGUUGUACUUGCAGCACUCUGGGCUUUCCUUCCCAAUGAUGGCGUGGCAGCAGUAGCUACGUGGUUUAAAAGCAAAGUUGUGCAGCUGCUACUUGAAAUGCCAUACAGUCGUAGUCUGGAGACUGAAGCUGAUGAAGUUGGUCUGGUACUUGCUGCAAGGAGCUGUAUGGAUGUGCGAGAGUGCAAAGCCUUCUGGGAGCUCAUGGCUUUGCGUAGUAACAGUGGACAAGAUGAUGAUAUAGAUAUAGAAUGGUUGAGCACUCACCCGACCCACCAGAACAGGGCCGAUCAUUUGGGCUCAUUAUUGCCUGGGGUGUUAAAACUAAGGGAAGAGUGCAAAUGUCCACCAUUGCCAGAUAUUGAUCCGUCAGCUGUCGUAGCCAAACAGAGACUGCUACAUCUUCAGGAACAGGAAAAGCGAAAGAAAGAGCCUGUUAUCAUGUCCGGAAUUCAAAUCACGUCCUAGAAUGUAGGAACUAGGAUUUGGGUUCAGAUAGAUGCCAGAUAUGAUAAUACUUCCAUAGCAACCUGGCGGUAUCCACUGUUAUUAUACAGGUCAACUUGUACACUCACACAUACUGGAAUUUGUAUCCUUGUCGAGUCAUUUCAUUGUUCUAUUGUACUACAAUUUUAAAGUUUGAAAAUAUAUUUUCAAAUUACUCCUAUUUAAACCAGAACUAAUUUCCUCGACUGAAAUUCGGACUUAAUCUCCCUUACAUAAAUACUUCAAUUUGCGACGGAUCAAAACACCUUGGAAAUUCCUAUUUUUUUUAAGUAAAAUCCAUUAUCUGUUUCGUGGUAACCUUGUGGAGACGUAUUCACCUAAAGAAAUUGCCCCGUGCAGAUGUAUACGAUCUUUGAUUCCCUGUUAUACACGUCUCCAUAAGGUAGUGAAUUACGAAACAACAGUGUCUAUGGAAUCUUUACAUUGCAGCCAUGAACACUGGAACUACAUAGUAUGACAUUG
Messenger RNA from Patiria miniata (bat star), 2092 nucleotides. Its product is annotated as metalloendopeptidase OMA1, mitochondrial-like. Gene Ontology annotation, cellular component: mitochondrial inner membrane. The transcript is spliced from 9 exons. The coding region runs from base 164 to 1591 and encodes 475 amino acids. Gene Ontology annotation, biological process: mitochondrial protein processing; protein quality control for misfolded or incompletely synthesized proteins. Gene Ontology annotation, molecular function: metalloendopeptidase activity. Lineage: Eukaryota; Metazoa; Echinodermata; Asteroidea; Valvatida; Asterinidae. The record is from RefSeq and is a predicted model, not a curated record.